This is a messenger RNA of Trypanosoma theileri, 969 nucleotides long. RefSeq lists its product as uncharacterized. The coding region runs from base 1 to 969 and encodes 322 amino acids. The record is from RefSeq and is a predicted model, not a curated record. NCBI's taxonomy places the organism in Eukaryota, Euglenozoa, Kinetoplastea, Trypanosomatida, Trypanosomatidae. The transcript has a single exon.
AUGGUGAUGCGCCGUGUGAUGUGUGUGUUGGCCGUUGUGCUGUGCUGCACCUGCGGGUAUACCAUGGCUGCUACUACUACUACUGUUAAUGCUGGACAGCCAAAGGCGGUGAUGGCGUAUGUAGGUAGUUGGAUGGAUGUGGAUUUUAAUGUAAAAGAAAGCAAUGAAAAGAAGUGUAAAGGUAGCAGUGAUGAGACCCCUAUAAUGGGUUGUAAUGUCUGGAAUAAAAAUGGGAGUCCCGCUCCUUCACCAGAACAGGCUCCUAGUGGAAAUGCAAGAGCACCAGAUUUAACUAGUAAUGUUGUGGGAGGGAUUGGAGCUGGCCGACCAGGCAGUAGUGCUCAUGAGAGAGAAGGUGGAAGUGGUGAAUUAAAUACAGAAGCGGAAGUGGAAGCGAGAGAAGUUGUUCGUGCUGAAAGUGAUAACUCACCGAAAGAUCCUGCCUCGGAACGUGAUUCACAAAGGCAAACUCAAGAGUCUGCUGCACCUUCACAAGGUAACGAAGAAACGUCGAAUGACGCAAGGGAUAUCAAUACAUCUGAUGACUCUAAUCCUACAGAGCAAUCUCCUGCAGCUGCAGUUCCCACUGCCACAGAAAGCUCCAACGAAAACGACACCACUUCUCAGCCGAGCACCGAGAAUACUGUCAGUGAAGAAUCAACCGUGACUUCUUCUCGUGACUCUAAUCUUACUCAGCAUUCUACUGCAACUGAUGAUGUGACUACCGUACCAAACUCACCAGAAACAAAUACCACUAAUCCGCUGAGCCCUGAGAACACUACCACAGAAGCACCAACCACCACUACAUCUCCUGCACCUGUACCCAACGCAGAGAUAAGCAGCAACAUCGCCUCCACUGUACAGAAGAAUAAGGCUAAUGUUGACAGCAGCAGUGUCAGUCCUGUGUGGAUGCGCACUGCAGCACCUCUGCUGAUUAUGGUUGUGUUGUUCUCCGCUACUGUGUACUGA